AUUCAAUGAGUUUAACAUUUGAAAGACUCAAAAAAUAGGAUUUGUUGCUCUCAGCUGUCCUUUAUGAGAAAAUACCUAAAGAGGAAUUAAUUCAACAUUUGAAUCAAGUAAAAGGAGAACAAUUUGAUUUAAUUGAUUCAUGGACUUAUGAAGCCUUAGAAGCUGAAAUUAAAUUAAUGAUAGAGAAAAAGCAUGAUGAAUUCAGAAGGACAAGGUAAAAAUACAAGAUAUCAUAAGAACAAUGAGUAUAGAAGAAGAGAUUCUACUUAAACCAAAUGUAAUAAUAAAUGAUGAAAAAAAUUAUAGAGAGACAAUUUCAUGCAAACAAUUACCUCCUAAUCGAAUUGUUCUAUAUUAUGUUGAAAAUCCUUAAAUUAUUAUAUAACCUAGAAUUGCUGAAUAUAAGAUAAUAGAAGGUAAUACAUUUACACCAAAUUAUGUAAAUUAUUGUGUUGUUGUUGGAUAAUUUGGUUCUAAUGUUUGGAGAAGAGUCGAACACUUUUAUUGGUUAUAAGAAUCCUUACAAUAAUAAUAUCCUGAUAGUUUGAUACCACCACUUCCUGCAAAAACUCUAUUCAGAAAAUUCACACCUGAACACAUUUCUAAAAGAUGCAAAAUGUUAGAAUAAUUUUUAAGUGCUAUUUUAAAUAAUCAUCUAUUAAGAUAAUCUGAUUUUAUUGAAGGCUUUUUAUUCAUAGAAGAUGAUAUCAAAUUUAAACAAUUAUUAGCUGCUUCUACUGUUUUGAAAUAACCAACUAAAUAUACUGAUUAUGCUAAUUAAGAAGGUUAAGUCAUUUUAGAAUUCAAUCCAAUGAUGGAUAAAUAUUUUAUGGAUAUUAAUAAGUAAUAAUAACAUUUAUCAAUAGUUAUAUGUUAAAUACUAAUGAUAUUUAUAAAGAAUUAACUGAUAAUUCUAGAUUUCUUGUAUAAUCUAUGAAGGAUUUCAUUCUUAAAGUUAAGAAUUUAGCAGGCAGCAUUGGUUCAUUAAAAGAAGCUACAAAAGCAUUCAAUCUAAAAAAUAUUGUUGGUAGUCUUCCUUUAUUAGAAUUUGUAUAUACUUUACUAGAAGAAUAUUUAGUAGAUUGGGGUGUUAAUUUAAACAAGUUAGCUAACACUUUAAAUGAAAAUCUAUAUGAGUUCUUUAGAUUUUAAAGGGAUAUGUAGAAUCAAUGUGUUGAAUUGAUUUCCAAUAGAAAUAAAGCUUAAUCUAGAUAUAUAAAAGAGUUUUAGGAUUUAAUGAAAAAGAAACACAAAUACUUUACUACAGAACCAAUUGAAAAAUGGGAGAUGAUUACUGAAAUGGAUAAGAUAAAGAUUAAAUAGAGUUAAAUUCUAUCAUAUCAUUUCAUGUUACCUAAAGAAACUUAAGAGGUAGAAGAAUUGAAAAUGAGAUUUGCAUACAUUAAUAGAUAAGCAUAUCAAUAGAUUACUUAGUAUUUUGAUAAUAAGGGUAUUUCAUAUACAACUAGAAUGUGUAAUAUGAGUAUACGGAAAAAAGAGAAUGCUGCAUAACAUACAUAACAUGUUGAAAAGAUAGCAUCUUAGUUCAUGUAAAUUGUGGCUAUGAGAAAUGGUGAAGUUCCAAAUUUGAAAUAGGAAUGGAUCGAUUAAUAUUUUAAUCCCCUUAGAAUUAGUUGUAUUGUAAAGUGAG
Paramecium pentaurelia is the source of this 1651-nucleotide messenger RNA. Lineage: Eukaryota; Ciliophora; Oligohymenophorea; Peniculida; Parameciidae. The record is from the annotation of a GenBank genome assembly.